Molecule: messenger RNA, 1395 nt
Organism: Aspergillus niger
Lineage: Eukaryota; Fungi; Ascomycota; Eurotiomycetes; Eurotiales; Aspergillaceae
Exons: 12
Coding region: 1-1395 (464 amino acids)
Source: RefSeq, a predicted model, not a curated record
AUGGCCCUCAUCAGCGUUAUUGGCAUGAUCUUCCCAUUGCAAACACAAACAGUGUCGGGCACCCAAUUCCUUGCCCGUCGAUAUGUCCUUACUCAAGACAGCUGUCGAGUCAGUGUUGUGAAGGCCACACUAUCAUUCGAUAGCUUUGAGUUUCUUAGACUGCAAGCCUGCGGACUCUGCCAGCAUAUGCAUGAUCACUACAGCAUGUAUGCCUCUUUCUUCACCUGCGAACUCGAUAGGGUUGAUGCAGCCACUAUGGAGACCAUGCGACAAAGUAGACACUUGGUCGGAUAUCAUUCGAGCAAAGGAUGGGUCCCCAAACUUGGUACAUGGGGUCUCACCGCCAUGCUGAUACUAUACUAUACGAUUGGGAACGGCAACCCCCCCCCGGUGGUGGGAAAAACUCCUUGUCGGGUGACAGCCGCGCGAAGCAAAGCUAAAAAUCCCCAAGAAGGCAACAGGGAGCAUCUGAUGGUGUUACAGAAGCCACCAGAAGCAUGCUUCGAGACCGCAAAGACCGCUGGCCAAGGAUGGUCAAGUGUUCUUGCCAGAUUGCUUUAUGGGGAGGAGAAGGGGGCUGUGGGUGUGAAGACGUACUACGGAGUACGUCCUCUCCAUACCAAGAUUAAAAUUCCCACCGGGAACCAAACAAGCGAGCGAGCCAUCACAAGAAACACCCCCAUUCCGCGCUCUAGGCGGAAAGAAUGGAAAGUUUUCAUUCAUGGGUUUGCCCUUCCCAGCCCACUUGAAUGGAGGAUCGAGGAUGAUCCUGAAGGAGGAGAUGAUGGAGUGAGGAGGGGACACAAACGGGCGGAUGAGUGCCCAAAGCCACCACACAUUCCUGCCCAACCUGCAGUGUCCACCCCGCGCGCCAAUUUGACUGGCUGUGACAAGGGCGGGUACCAGAUGCGACCGAUUUGUGAGAGAAAAACCCUUGUCUGGGCUACGGAGGACUCCGUGCCUAGCCCUCUACGACUAACGAUGGACCCCCUCCAUCAAGCCGAUCAAGCUGGGGGUGAUUUCGUAAGGCAGGCAGCCGCUAGCGCACAAAGCAAUAGCGCCCACAAUGAUUUUCGACUGCAGCCUUCUGCCAUCACUGUCACCGCAUUAAACAACAUGGAUGCACAGUUCACUAUAAUUGUGCCGGUACUCCGUCCUCCGCACCACUGGGAACCGACGAGAGCCGGGGGAGCCGUUGAAAUAACUGCAAGGUUCCUCUUCUCCGUCGUGCAUCCAUCUGAGUACCGUAGAGCGGCUAUCCAUGGAUCCAUAGCCGGAUACCCAAACGGGCAGAAUUUCUCCGCGGUUCAAUCAACCGUGGCUCGUGAUUCUUCGGGAAUAUGUAGAAGUCUAAGUAAACAGGGAAUCUUUUUAAGUACCCAACUAUGGGACUGA